Messenger RNA from Cydia pomonella (codling moth), 5478 nucleotides. Its product is annotated as fatty acid-binding protein homolog 6-like. NCBI's taxonomy places the organism in Eukaryota, Metazoa, Arthropoda, Insecta, Lepidoptera, Tortricidae. Gene Ontology annotation, cellular component: cytosol; nucleus. The coding region runs from base 3430 to 3852 and encodes 140 amino acids. Gene Ontology annotation, molecular function: fatty acid binding. Gene Ontology annotation, biological process: fatty acid transport. The transcript is spliced from 5 exons. The record is from RefSeq and is a predicted model, not a curated record.
AUAACUAUUCCUUUCAAAUCGAAAGCUUAAGUGGUUCUCGAGAUAUUUAGCGUUGUGACAGACGGACGGACGGACAGAGUCGCACCAUAAGGGUUCCUUUUUUAGGUACCUUUUUGGUACGAAACCCUAAAAACUUACUACCUUUAGCUAUAAAACCUAAACAACAGACACUACGCCAUCAGAUACCUAUAUCUAAGCGGCCGAGGUGCUCAAAAAUAUAUGAACACGCACUGUAGCGCUUUGACAAUAAAAGCGUGUUCAGAUAUUUGUGAGCACCUUGUCCGCCCCGAUAUAAUUGAUGGCAACUGUACCUGUCCUAUGUAUUUAUUUAAAGCUUACUUUACUGAUGACUUUUCUCCCCACUUGCUUGCAAAUAAGCAAAAUCACUCCCCCCUAUUCAACUAAAUAUGUACACAAUUAUGCACCUUACGGCGGUGAGAUAAGUAUUAAUAUAGUGUAAUUUUUAUGGCUAAACCGAGACCCAUAUUUCCAUUGCUUGUGCGAUUCGGUUGAUAGACAUUCUUGGCUGAAACGUCAUAACCUUAAGAUAGUAAACGACCUAUUCAUUUAAAUACGUAUCUAAUAGGCGAAUGAACUUAUCCUACUUCGCUUAGUGUUGUUAAGGCCGAGAUUUUUUUUUUAAUUAUAGGCCUCCACUCAGUUUUUUACAAGCUUUUGUUUAACUUGCCCUAUGUGUAUGUUCGUUUGUUAGUUAGUAGUGUGGGUCAAAUCUUGGAAGCUAAAUUUGACCCAGUUUCCUGUUUCCGAUUGAGCUGAAAUUUUGCAUACAUAUGUAAGUAGGGUGACAAUACAAUAUUAUGGUACCAUCCAGGUGAUCUGAUGACGGAGACAGGAGGUGGCCAACUCUGUGAUGAAUCAAAGCAACCUAACUGUGUUUGGUUUUUUUUAAUUGUCUCGAUGAGUAUUAGUUGCCUAUGUAAGAAAUGUACAGUCAGCGAUCAAAGCUUGUACCAAAAAAGAAAUUUUUGCCAAAAACUUAUUUUUUAGUUCUAUCUACAUUUGCUUUCGCUUCGUCUCGCUUGUACUACGCAAGCGUCCAGAAUAACCCCCCUUGUAAUGAAAGGGGAACGGAGUCGACAAGUGGCCGGGGGACGUAAUCUCUCGAGUGCGUCAUUGUCAUCGUUCCAGACGCCAUGUUUAAUGAUUUGGUGAAAAAUUGCGAACGCUGGGGUAUUGGGAUAAGCCUGCGGUUGGUAUAAGAUAUGAUAUUGAUAUCAGUGGGGAAGGGUCGAAAUACUCUUACGAAGGCCGGAGCAAAUUUUUUUGGCUGGUAUUUUUGUUCUGCACCUUCAAAUGUGUCUGGGGAGAGAGGUUCCAUGCGCUUGACUCCGGAGCUGGAGGGGUCCAGGUCGCACGGCUUGUCGUAGAUGCUCUUCUCACCUGGAGACAAUAUAUUAGAAAUGAUUAAAUAGCGUUAUUCGCAUCUAAAAAGCAAAAAUCGUAAGAUACUCGUAAGAAGACACCAUUGAUUGAUAUCUAAAAUAAUGAUCGAUGCACAAGCGUAAUUGUAUUGAUUCAAUUUAGGAUGUAUUGAUCCGUAAUCGUGAUUUUAGCGAUGCUGUAAUGCGAUAGUAGAGAUGCAGAACUGUGUUUGACGUGUGCGAGCGUAUGUACAUGACCGGCCGCUCAUGACGAACGACCGGUCUGGCCUAGUCGGUAGUGAGUGUAGUGACCCUGCAUGAAGCCGAUAGUUCUAGGUUCGAAUCCUGGUAAAGAAAUUUAUUUGUAUGAUGAGCACAGAUGUUUGUUCUUGAGUCAUGGGUGUUUUCUGUAUUUUAGUAUUUGUGUCAAGUAUUUGUACAACACAAGCUUUCUUUGGGGCUUAGGUAGUCAUAGUCAAUUUGUGUAAGGUUGGCUUAUAUAUUUAUUUAUAACCAGUGACAGCUUUGUGACUGUAUCGCGAUCUUUCGGCGACGGAAUUUCUGCAUAAUGUAAUUGUUUUUUGAUUUCGUGGGUUUGCAUAUAGCACACAAAUAAAAACAAAAAAAAAGUAAAAAGUAAAGUAAGUGUAAAGUUUUUAUUUUUUACUUUGUAUGUUAUUAACACAUAUAUGGGUGGUUGUAUAAAUAAAUAAAAUUGAAUUGAAAUGCCUGAAAAAAAAACCAGAACUAUUUUUAUGUAUUUAUACCAAACCUACCAUAACUGUCAAGAAAAUAAUAUCCAAAAUCAGACUGAUAAAAUAUCAUCGCCUGAUAAACUGGGCCUCAAUUCAGCAGCAAACAUUUCCAUUCAUAUCUAAUCUGUUUAUCAGUGCACCCGCUCUCACUGAACUUCAACUAAGAGCGGCACGACUUGAUAAACGUACGGAAUAUGAAUUGAAAUUAAAAAGAAGUCUUUUAUUGUGGCAAAAAAAAUAUAGUACAUACAGAGCAACGGAUAAGCAAAAAAGCACAACAGGGUGUAAGUCCAAUAGGGUUGUUGAAAUUAGUGAAAUGGUUGUUGUACCUACAAUAAGGGACUGUUAUUCCAAAGGCCCAUUUAGAUGGUGAGAGUUUUUCGCCACGACCAUACGUUUAUCGUACCAUUGACACGAACUAUAGCUAUGGUUGAUAUACAACAAACUGCAUCAAAAUAUUAUUAAUUUUGGCGUUGAAACUCUAGGUCCAUGGGGUCUCAACGCGCACAAGUUUUUUGCAGAAAUCGCGAAACGUCUGGUUGACGUAACUGGUGAUCGAAGAGCUAGCGCCUUCCUCGGACAACGUAUCAGUAUUGCGAUACAAGGAGGAAAUGCCGCCAGCAUUCUUGGUAAAUGCCUCAAGGGCCUAUUUUAGAUUUAAGCUACUAUAGUCAUCCUCUGUAUAUAUCCAUCAUGUACAUUGUUAUUUUAAAUAAAGUAAUUGUUAAUAAUGUUAAUAUCCAGUUAGGAAAUGAGGACUACGUUUGUAUGAAAAGGCGGUUUUAGGGCGGUCGUGGCCUACCCUCUCAAGCUAUCUUAGAAAACGAUAUUCUGCAUUAACUGAAGAGACAAACUUUCAAGUAACAUGUAUCAGGUCUGGUACCAGUUUUCCUUGCUAGAAAUUGUACAAAUAAAUUAGACCGAGUAGAAGUUUUGCAUGGCUGGCAUGGUCGGCCUAAGAGGAUGGCUGGACGCAUUUCUCAGCAACAGCAACAAAUGGAUGCUGCAGUUCAUCGGGACGAUUGGAAGACUAGGGGGGAGGCCUUUGCCCAGCAGUGGGACACUUUAUAGGCUCGUUAAAAAAAAGAAGUUUUGAAUCUAAAACCGCGAACGCCGUUUUACGAUAACGCGUUAUUGUUGAGAUGCCGAGGUCACAGUAACUGAUUCGCUUUAAUGCUCGACUCAGUAAAAAAUUGAGAAGUACACGGUCUGAUAACGAUAAGAUGUGAUCAUGACAAUGACAGUUCAAAUCACCCAAGUGUUGUGAACGAACGUGAUAGAAAGUGUGGAAAAUGGACGAGUUUUUGGGGAAGAAAUACGCUUUGAAAAAGUCGGACAACUUUGAAGAAUAUCUUGUAUUUAUUGGUAAAAACUAUUUCCAAAGAAAAGCAGCCCUUUCCCUGAGCCAAGAGAACUGGUUGACUAAGGACGAAACCGGAGCGUACACAUUCCACUUCCACUCUCCUUUUGCUAGCGCUUCCACAACAUUUAUAUCAGGGAAAGAAGUAGAGGAGACCAGGCCUGAUGGUGUUAAGGUGAAGGCAUUAAUAACAAUAGAAGACAACAAAAUGAUCCACAUACAGACGGAGGAAAACGGAAGAAUCUCAAAACACGAACGUGUGUUUUCUCCAGACUCAAUGACAGUGAUAACCACAUUCACAACUGUGUAUGGUGCCGAGAAAACAGCAACAAGACACUAUGUUUUAGUCGAAUGAUAUUUGUAAAUACAUAUGUUAUUCAAGGCUCGCAUAUCGGUUCAAUUUUCAAACAGUUAUCAUAUAUUUGACGUAAGUCUUCAUUUUGGUGUAGGUUUAAUAAAAUAUAUUUUAAAUCCGGUUUAUGUUGAUACUGGUAAUAAAAAAAUCAACCCAAACAGGGUACUAAGCUAUGUAUUAAGUAUUUUGUCGAAUUAACCAGUAACGACCCGAUUCGAACUUUGUUAUACAUAUGUCAAAUAUUAGGUCUAGAUUAGAUAAAAGUCAAUUUUGAUACUGAGAUAUCCGAUCCGUAUCGUAUCUUGACCUAAUAUUUGAUGUAUCUUAAAGUUCGAAUCGGGUCGUAAAUGUAGGUUGCAAUAAAAUAACGCGUUUUCAAAAAAGUUCAGAGUAUAAACGUAAAUAACCGGUAUGAAUAUUUUAAUACGGUUAAAGAUAAUAUUUUAGUGAUAAAUAGUUUAACUACAUGUACAUUUACUCAAUUCAUGAAAUCAUUUAAUGAAUUCUCUGUACUGUAAAGUUUUAGAAUAAGUAGUGACAAGUACAGUGUAGUUGUAUCCCAUCCUAUACCCGUUUACGAGCGACGUUUAUAAACCAAAUGACACAUAACGGCUGUAACAGUUUUGAUGAAAAUUCCUUAGGUAAAAAAACGAUCCAGAUAAUUCACAUUUGUUAUAAUUGGUUGUCCCUAUUUUUACGACCACGUCGAUUUUAUACAGGUCACAUGUACGAGUAUCUUAAGUGUCAAGCGAAUGCGAAUGUCCGAAUGCGAAUACGAAUGUUAGGGAAUAUGUAGUUAUUAUUAUCAUUCCUAAUUAGAAAAAAAUCUGUUGGUACAUAAAACAUACGUUACCUUAGAACGGGAUGUUAUAAAGUGUUGAAAAAUGCUGUCUACUGGUCAAAAUGCAUGACUUGAAAACUGCGCGCACUGCCCAUACGCGAAUCGACGACACAUUCGCAUUUAGCAAAACAUUCGGUUCAUUUGAUUUGAAUAUUCGUAUAUACGAAUACGAAUAUUCGUGACAUGGGAGUGUUGAGGUCGAGAUAAGUUGACGAGGAAGUAUUUGUAGAAUGAUCGCUAGUUGGUAUUAAGACUGACAUUAAAUAUUGAACACUUGAAGUUUUAUUAAGUUGCAGUGCAACUUUUAUAUAACAUUUAUCGGUACUCAAUCUUUUACUUUAUUUUAUAUUUAAGUCUGGCAGUAUUCACAAGUAAUUAGUUACAAAGUUUUUUUUUCAUAUAUUGUACUUGUACUUAUUUAUCAUGAUUAAAAAAAAAGAUUAUUAUUGAGGAAACACUAUUGAUCCUUUGUUACUUUUAUGAAGAAAAUUGUUACGUCAUGUUGCGUAAAGAUGUGCUAUACUUGUAGCGCUACGCCGUAGCUAUAACCUGUAAUACUCCGCAUGUAGAAAAAAUACUUCGUAGAGGUAUAUGAAAUAUUUGCCGCGCCCAACAGGGUACAUAAUAAUGUGAUCAAUAAUUAUAUUUGUAUUUCACCACACAGGUGAACCAUUAUGUGCAAUAAAAUGAUUGAAUAUUGAGUAUUGAAAUAUGCAUAUUAUUCUCAAUAGAUGUCGCUGGAAUUCAUAAAUUAUAGUAUUGUAUUUAAUAAAAUUGGCCAAAAA